AUGUCGAACUCCCCUCGUGGGGAAGGCCUUGAUGCGCCUGCGAGGAACAAGGCGCGGACGCGAACGGGCUGUUGGACUUGCAGGCGCAGGCGGAAGAAGUGUAAUGAACUUCGACCGGUUUGUGGCAACUGUUUACGGAAAGGUGCCGCUUGCGAGUGGGGUGUCAGGUUGUCCUUUCGCGACGAGAACAUCCGGACGGUACCGCAGAGCCACCCGUCGAUGCGACGAAGCACCCCUGAUCGAAUGCAGCAGGUCAUCGACGUGACCAACGAAGUGAUCCGAGACUAUUGGAAUGAUGUCCAGGCGGCCGAGAGUCCCAACGAAAACAGCACCGCUAGCAGGAAUGAAACCUACCACAGCGGCGCUUGCAAUAAAUACAGCUCCCAUCACCACAGCCAUGGUGACGUCGAUGCUGCCAGCAGGGACACGACGGCGAUCGACUCAGCUCCAAGCCCUCAGCGACCGACAUCCCGCCCUUCACCCACGCUGCACCGCUCGAGUCUCGGAACUUUUGGAGACGGCCCAUCAUUUGAUACAUCGGGAGGCGCGAUGGAUUCUGGCUUUGGGGUCGUCAGCAAUGACAGCCCUGCAAGUGUAGACACGCCGCACUCUCACGACCUGGUCCAGUUGGCAGCUGUGCAGCUCCUGGAUUUGGGCGCGGGACUACCUGCCGUAAUGACCCCGAUGAUCGAUUCUCGGCCUCCGCAAACCCAGGUUGGGAGCCAGCUUCUACCGCCCCUUUCUCAAAUAGAAGGUAUCCCGGAAGCAGCCGGCAUCGCCCCAGGACAUCUGUUUGUCGACGAUGGUAUCUUUCUGCCAGGAUCUGCCUAUCUCGAACUUCAUUCCGUCCUGCGCAAUCAUAUAUUCGACACUGCCCGCUCCACAUAUCCUAGCAGGUGGCCCACACCGAGCCCGCCAUGCGGCGUUGACGAGGCGCCCGAAGAGCACACACAGCAGACCAGCCACGCACCGGCGCUGACUACGGGUCAGACAGAGCAAACUUCGCAUUCGUCCAGUACAACACCAAAUUACAUCGAAUUGACGAAGCAGGAGGAGUUCGUGCUGUGGAAGAACUGGGUUGACGAGAUCUCUCCGUGGCUCGACAAAUUUGACAAAGAAUGUCACUUCCAAAAAAAAUUGCCGGCCCUGGCAAAGCUCCACUCCCAUGUACGAUUCUCCAUGCUCGCCCUCUCUGCGCGCCAGCUCGAGAGGAAAUACCCGGAGCGUUCGUCAUCGGCCAGCUUGGCGCUUUACCAAGAGGCCGUACAUCAGCUGGUACCACAGCUGCAGACAAGGUCGACCGCCGUGGCCGCAUCGUGCGUUGUUUUGUGUGUCCUGGAAAUGAUGAGUUGUUCGCCUCAGAUGUGGCGUCGCCAUUUGGACGGUUGUGCCUGUCUGAUCCAGUCCCUCGGAAUCAACGGAUUCUCUGGAGGAUUGGAGCAAGCUUUGUUUUGGUGCUUUGCUCGGAUCGACGUUUGCGGCGGUCUCAUCUCAUGCGAAUCAACCCUUAUCCCCUGCGCAGGCUGGACGCCGAGGAUGUCGCUGGCGGAUGCCGCUGAGCUUUUCCGCCGGACACCCGGCUGUGAUAUGUACGCCAACCUCGUCGUCUUCCUCUGCGCCCAGGCUUUGGAACUGUUUGCGUGCGAUGACUCGGAAGCAGAAUUUACUCGCCGCUGGAACGAUCUGUUUGUCUUCAUUGAGGAAUGGUACAUCCAACGACCACCCGAGAUGCGGUCCAUCCUGAGCCGGCCGGCGGCCACCGACGAGGACGCUUCCGUAUCCCCAUUUCCGACCCUACUAUUCUCCAACCCUCCUGCCAUCUCCGGAAAUCAGCUCUACCACACAGCAGCAAUACUGAUGCUGCAGAGAAAGCCCCGCCGCGCGGUGCCGCCUCCCAAAACGCGUCCGAUCCUGUGGCACGCGCGAAGGAUAUGCGCCAUAUCGAUAUGCAACACGCACCAUGGCUGUUGGACGAAUUCUAUACAGCCGUUAUGGAUUGCCGGCCAGGUCAUGUCGCACCAUGCCGAACACCGAGCGAUACUGGACGUCUACCAGAGGAUUGAAAAGGAAACAGGCUGGGGAGCCAAUUGGAGGGCAAAGGACCUACGAUCACACUGGGCACAACUGGACGAAGGUUAG
Parathielavia appendiculata is the source of this 2139-nucleotide messenger RNA. RefSeq lists its product as uncharacterized. The record is from RefSeq and is a predicted model, not a curated record. Lineage: Eukaryota; Fungi; Ascomycota; Sordariomycetes; Sordariales; Chaetomiaceae. The transcript is spliced from 6 exons. Gene Ontology annotation, biological process: positive regulation of transcription by RNA polymerase II. Gene Ontology annotation, cellular component: nucleus. Gene Ontology annotation, molecular function: zinc ion binding; transcription cis-regulatory region binding; DNA-binding transcription factor activity, RNA polymerase II-specific. The coding region runs from base 1 to 2139 and encodes 712 amino acids.